Messenger RNA from Spea bombifrons (plains spadefoot toad), 694 nucleotides. RefSeq names its product outer mitochondrial membrane lipid metabolism regulator OPA3 (gene OPA3). The record is from RefSeq and is a predicted model, not a curated record. Gene Ontology annotation, biological process: regulation of lipid metabolic process. The coding region runs from base 42 to 494 and encodes 150 amino acids. Gene Ontology annotation, cellular component: mitochondrion. The transcript is spliced from 2 exons. Lineage: Eukaryota; Metazoa; Chordata; Amphibia; Anura; Pelobatidae.
UAGCUCCAGGGGGCGUGGCGCUGGUAUGUGACUUCAUCAAGAUGGUGGUGGGAGCCUUCCCUAUCGCUAAGCUCCUGUACCUGGGAAUCCGGCAGAUCAGCAAACCGUUGGCAAACCGAAUAAAGGCGGGCGCACGGCGGAGCGAGUUCUUCCGCACUUACGUCUGUCUACCGCCGGCUCAAGUGUACCACUGGGUGGAGAUGCGGGCGAAGAUGAGGAUCAUGGGAUUUCGAGGUGCAGCCGUCAAACCCUUAAACGAGGAGGCGGCAGCAGAGUUGGGGGCAGAACUAUUGGGGGAAGCCAUCAUCUUCGUCGUGGGAGGCGGCUGCUUAGUGGCAGAAUAUGCAAGGCAAGCAGCUAACACUCGGAGGAAAGAGGAGGAGCUGGAGGCCCGACUUCAUGAAAUGGAGCAAAAAAUUACAAGCCUGGGGCUCCUAACAGAGGAGGUGGACGCUAAAGUUCGAGAGACAGAAAGGAAACUGGUAGCUAAGUGAGCCGUGUUUGUAUUGGGAUGCGCUGUCCUACCACUGUACCUGCCUGUCGAGAAGAACUGAAUUAUUUGGCACUGGAGAUAUAUUGGGGGCGUGGCUGGCUCUGUAGGGGCUGACUGAACUAAAGCCCCACCCCUGAGGAGUUUCUUGUUUGAAUCAUUUAAAGUUGUAUUGUACAGAAUAAAGACAUAUUGGUCACUUGA